Amoebophrya sp. A25 is the source of this 1728-nucleotide messenger RNA. Lineage: Eukaryota; Dinophyceae; Syndiniales; Amoebophryaceae. The record is from the annotation of a GenBank genome assembly.
GUGUGUAGUGCCAAGAAAAUCGACACCUUGUCGCAUGCGGAAUUGUUUUUAUGGAAUCCCACUAACAAUCCAACAACAAGCUAGACUAGCGGGUAAAACUCGUCUGGGAAAUCUUAGGCAGCUCGCCGAAUAGAUUCAAUCCGUCAGAAGUGUUCUGACAUGAUAGAAGUACUUUGUCCCUGAAGAUCAACGAGCGAAGUUCGGAGCUGUCGUGGUCGUCGAAGUAGGUCCCAGAUAUUUUUCCCGCAGCUGUCCUCUAAUUCCAACCCUCGCUUCCAAUGGCGCUCAAGUCCUUCAACCCGAUACCGUUCGCAUAGGACCUUCGGGACUGCCUUUUCCGAUCCACUUGCGUAAUACGUUUCAGCCCUUGGAACAAGGAACCUGGAUCAAUCCUGGAGAUGGAAUGGCUGGAAGUACUAGUUUCAUACUUUUUUAAGACUUAGUAGAAAAUGAAUGCUAAGAAGUACUAGUAUCGCUAUCGAUCCCUGAUGAAAUUGACGUUUGGAAUGUUGCUGGUCUUGUUCUUGUCAUUGAUUUGGCUCGUUUUUCUUCUUAUAUAUCAUUCAACAACGUCAUCAGAACCCCGCAUUCUCGGUUUAGUCGUGCAACCAGAUGCAAUUGUGCUUGCAGGUUAUCCUUCGGUUGAGGGGUCAACUUUAACCUCUGCUGCGCAGGAAAAAGUGGAGGCAUUACUCAAGUUAAGAACAUUAAUACAGUGCUAGUACAACUCAUCGAUGCUCACUACUACUAUGGGGUUUUCCUUUUAGAAAUUUGACGUUUCCGCGAUCCGCCGACAACAACAUGGUCUAGCUAAAGUACAAUAUCGUCAGUCUGUUAUACGACCCCACCAUUAUUUCUUGGAUCCCCGACGUCCGCGACGUUUCUCCUCCCAUCCCCCUUUUGCUUUCUUUUCUCUUCUUGCGUCUUCUAACCAUCGAAACGCUUGGUGGUUCUUCUUCGCUUCAGGUGAAAAAGGGCAGCGAUCCUUGGUUUCGCAUUACCGGUGUCAACGAGGCAAACAGCAAGGACACCGCUGAUCAGAUCCACAAAGCCAUCGGAUGUACAGGCAUGUUUGAGCAGAUCUAAUGGCAUCGAUCUUUUAACGAAAAAUACAUCACUUUAUUCGACGGUUUAGAAGUACAAUACAUUAAAUGUCGAUUUCAGUAUCGUCUUUGGCUUCUAGAAUUUGCUUACUAUCGGCUUCUAGAAUUUGCUAUCAAAGAACGCACUCCAUGUCAUCAAGAUCUUUUCAUCUAGGUCUAGCACGCGAAUUUCAUCUACCUUUAAUUGCAUCUAAGUACUCUUCCAUCAUGUGAUGGUCGUUGUGAAAUAUUGUGAAGAGUUCAGAUCAACCUUAUUUUCGUUCUCCUUUGUCUGUCACCGAGAGGAGAGGGAAGAUCCACGGGGACAUCGGUCAUCUAUAACGGCGACGACUUUACUCAGGUCAUAUGCCUCGGUGUUCGUGGUCGACUUUAUUCAGGUCGCCUAUUCAUCCUCGGAGUCAAGCCACGUGCCGGGGGGCGUUGAUGUGCAGGAUUCACAACCUAACCUAGCCUUCUCCUUCUCAACACAGCUUUAUUAUCAUUUGUUCACUUCUACGGAAAGCAUGGGUAAAAAUAACGAUCAUGUUCAUGAUGAAGAUUAGAUAUUCGUUCAUGGGGAAGCGCAAACACGGGUACCAGCACGCAUCUGCAUUGUCAACAGAGUCUUGUGACGCAUAGAAGCAGC